AUGCAUUUCCUCGCAACCGCCUGCGUAUGCCUGUUGGCAGCGCUGACGCAGGCCACGGCAAUCAACAAGCGCGCUGCCCUGGACGACUGCCUCAGCUCGGCCCUGGUGCCCGUCGAUGCUGCCGGCUCGGCCGAUUGGAAAGCCGACGCCGCACCUUAUAACCCGCGUCUGACCUAUACGCCCGUGGCAAUUGCCGUACCGACCAAGGUUGAACACAUCCAGUCUGCCGUGUCAUGCGCUGCCAAAGUAGGAGUCAAGAUCAAUGCAAAGUCCGGCGGUCACAGCUACGCCUCGCUUGGGUUCGGCGGCGAGGACGGCCACUUGAUGGUGCAGCUAGAUCGCAUGUAUAAUGUGACACUGGAUAAGACAACCAAUAUUGCAACGGUCCAGGCUGGAGCGAGAUUAGGCCAUGUCGCGACGGAGCUCUAUAAUCAGGGGCAGCGAGCUGUUGCACAUGGAACCUGUCCUGGCGUUGGAGUCUCGGGCCAUGCGCUCCAUGGGGGCUUUGGUAUGAGCUCACAUUUGCAUGGUUUGGCCCUUGACUGGAUUGUGGGCAUGACCGUGGUGCUGGCUAACGGGACAGUUGCGCACUGCUCGGCGACGGAGAAUGCGGAUCUGUUCUGGGCCAUGCGCGGAGCCGGCUCCAAUUUUGGCAUUGCGGCGUCGUACGAGUUUGAUACCUUUGCCGCUCCAACGAGCGUGACUGUCUUCUCGGCCUCGCUUCCCCUGACCAAGGCCAAUGGAGCCACCGGGCUCGGUGCCCUCGAUGACUACGCUCGCAACACCAUGCCGGCUGAGCUCAACAUGCGCGUCUUUGCUUCAUCUUACUUCACCAACCUCGAAGGGCAGUUUUUCGGAGAUGCCACCGGGCUCGCCGCUGCCUUGGCGCCGCUGCUCAACAAGACGGGCGGCUCAAUAUCGCAGUCGCAGAGUAUGGGCUGGUUGGAUGCCUUGUCGCACUAUGCCAAUGGAAAACUCGAUGUAACACAUCCGUAUUCGCUGCAAGAGACAAUCUACGCCAAGAGUCUGGAGCUCAAGGGACUCAAUGGGACGGCGGCGACCAACUUCGUCAACUAUUGGUUUGAUGUGGCCAAGAAAGUAUCGACGCGGUCUUGGUACUUUCAGCUGGAUUUUCACGGGGGCAAGACGUCAGCCAUUGCCAACGCCACCCGCACGGCGUCAUCGUCGUAUGCUCAUCGCGACAAGCUGUUCCUCAUCCAGUUUUAUGACCGCCAGUAUAGCGGCGCGUACCCGGCCGACGGUUACUCGUUCCUCGAUGGCUGGGUCGCCAAUGUUACCGCGGCACUCACUCCUGCCGACUGGGGUAUGUACAUCAACUAUGCCGACUCGAGCCUCAACCGCACGACGGCGCAGAACGUCUACUAUGGAGCGAGCUUGCCAAGGCUGCAACGGAUAAAGGCUGCCGUUGACCCGAACGAGCUUUUCUACUACCCACAGUCAGUCCAGCCAAAUGCCGCAGCCUAA
Pestalotiopsis fici W106-1 is the source of this 1485-nucleotide messenger RNA. RefSeq lists its product as uncharacterized. Bases 1 to 1485 code for a protein of 494 amino acids. The record is from RefSeq and is a predicted model, not a curated record. Gene Ontology annotation, molecular function: oxidoreductase activity; FAD binding. Lineage: Eukaryota; Fungi; Ascomycota; Sordariomycetes; Amphisphaeriales; Sporocadaceae. The transcript has 3 exons.